CACGCACGCUGGUUACCUCAGUGCUAACAUAGACCCCGUUACGGCUCAGCAAUGUAGGCCAGCCAGGAGGAGAUCUAACUUUCACUCUUACUGAGCGAGCGUGCCGGAGCGGGUGGCCAGUUGUAGCCCGCCCAGCAGUGAAUGUGAACCCCCGCCAUGUGUUCUGUCUUGGCUCUCAGUGCAACUCGCAGCCCUUAACAGUGCAACAGUGAUCUCGCACUUGGAGUCUUGGCCGCUCAAGUGUUAACGUGUAACAACAACAGUCAGUCCACGCGGUGAGCUGCGGCCACCUCGCUGUGCCGUGCCGUGCUGUGCCGUGCCGUGUCGUGCGUGCCGCUGCCUCUAUACCGUGCCGUGUCUGUGAGGAUGCUUUCAGAGAUGGAGCUUCCGAUAUCAGUUCAGAACUUUAACUUGUCUCCACAGUUCGGUCAGCUUACGAUCUCCGCCGCUCCCAUGACUGUGGACAUGGGCGGCGCGGGUGUGGGUAUAGCCAGUAGUGCCUUGUCGCCCACUUACACGCACAUUACUAGUGUGGGCGCCGGGGGCAACCCUACAGUGUCCACUAACACCACCUCCAGCGUGAACACCAACAACAACCUGCUCACGCCCACUCUAAUGGACUCUGGUCUCUUUUCUGGUGUAGCGACGACCACACUGGACUACACCUCCCUCGCAGACAUGCCCGAUACUAAGGAGGGCAUCGAGGAGCUGUGCCCGGUGUGUGGGGACAAGGUGUCUGGCUAUCACUACGGCCUGCUCACCUGCGAGUCCUGCAAGGGUUUCUUCAAGAGGACGGUUCAGAAUAAGAAGGUUUAUACGUGUGUAGCUGAUCGUUCCUGCCAAAUUGAUAAGACGCAGAGGAAGAGGUGCCCGUACUGCAGGUUCCAGAAGUGCUUAGAGGUCGGCAUGAAGCUAGAAGCCGUGCGGGCGGACCGUAUGAGAGGCGGCCGCAACAAGUUCGGCCCUAUGUACAAGCGUGACCGCGCCAGGAAGCUGCAGCUUCUGCGCCAGCGUCAGCUGUCCCACCCCGGCAGUCUGCUAUCCGGGGGCCGGCCACCCACUACCUCGGGCAUCGCCAUCAGCUACUCCUCGCCGGGCUAUUCCUCGGCGCAAGCCUCGCACGUCCACAUUAAGGAGGAGAUCCAGAGUCCCUUCCUGUCCUCGUCCACGUCUUCGCCAGACUCGUCGCCCUCGCCCAUGCCUGGCCUGGGCGGCCUCGUGGCGGGCUCCAGUGGCGUGAGCGGCCUGGUGGCGUCCGGCCCCGUGGCGCCCAUCAUCGCCGGGCCAGAUCCCACCCUGUGGGCCACCAACACCCAAUCCAACGCCGCCGCCUCUGUCACCACCGCCGCGCCGCCCUCGGGAGGCGUUGGAGGCGGGGGUGGCGGUGGAGGGGGCGGGGGCGGAGGUAGGACGGUGGCAGCGGGCGGGCCCAGGAUCCCUCUGAUCAUCCGUGAGCUGGUGGAGACCGUGGACGACCAGGAGUGGCAGAGCUCCCUCUUCUCGCUACUGCAGAACCAGACCUACAACCAGUGUGAGGUGGACCUGUUCGAGCUCAUGUGCAAGGUGCUCGACCAAAACUUAUUCGCGCAGGUGGACUGGGCCAGAAACUCCUGCUACUUUAAGGAUCUCAAGGUUGAUGAUCAGAUGAAACUCCUACAACACUCUUGGUCUGAUCUGCUGAUUCUCGAUCACCUACACCAACGUAUACAUAAUAGACUUCAGGACGAGACCACACUGCCAAAUGGUCAGAAGUUUGACCUGCUUUCCCUGGCUCUGCUCGGGACUACACAGUUCGCUGACCGUUUCCAUGCCGUCCUCAGCAAGCUUAUUGACCUCAAGUUUGACGUUCCAGAGUAUAUUUGCCUCAAGUUCCUUAUUCUCCUUAAUCCAGCAGAGGUGAGACUGCUGAGUGACCGGCGCUCAGUCAGCACGGCACACGAACAGGUCAAACAGGCCCUUAUGGAGUACAUCACCAAUGUUCAUCCUGAGGACACGGAGAAAUACCAGAAGAUGAUGGACCUUCUACCGAACUCCACUUCAUUGCCGACAACGGUGAAAAAUACCUUUACUUCAAGCACAUAAACGGUGCCGCACCCACGCAGACUUUGUUAAUGGAAAUGCUGCACACUAAACGGAAAUAAGAGGAGGUGGCAAACUUUCAACUCUCAGCCGUCCAGUGCGCCACAUGUGUAGAGAGGGUGGAAAACAAAGUUUUUGGUCACCAGAGCAGGUGGGAAGGUCCUGGGUCAGUGCAGUGAGUACACCAGCUUGACCAGCCAGCCUGCCAGCCUACCAGCCUAUCACAGUCUGCUACAGUCAAGUAGCUACUGGCGUCUGCCACAGCCCGGGAACAAGGGUUCCUGGGUGGCGCAGAAGCAGCUGUGCAACACUGCCCAUCCCUUACAAACAAGCUAAGGACUAAGCUUCAUGUUGUCUGUGGUGACAAUGUAGAGGAGGAUCUGUCUAACCAGCAACCCACUCACUGUCAAGGUAGUUCAAAAUUGCUGAGUGUCAACUGGAUGGAGACUCACCCUCAUCCACCAUCACCACCAUCACACCACCACACCACCACCACCACCACUCCACUGUUGCAGGCAUCCAAAUAGUGUAGUGCUGUGCUAGUCAAACCCUGUGAGGGGUGGAGACGUUGCUCCUGAACCUGCCGACGCCAGACUGUCAUCUGUGGUGCUAAGUAGCUCCGGGAUGCCCUGAGGUACAAGAGUAGUGGAGUGGCCUUGAGCAAUGGACGAGACGGGUGGCCAGUGUGUGGCUCGUGCUGUGUGGCCUCUCCCUCCCUCCCUCCCUCCCUCCCUCCCUUGUUUCAUUUGUUACCAGAAGCACUCAUGGUGCAAUCAGGACUAAUAUUAGCAAGUUGAGGCUCUCAAGUGCAGACCAGUCAGUGGUGCGCUACUCUCACUAAACGAUAUUAACCUGAUACAUACAAGUAGGAAGGUUUUUCUGUCCCACUGUGGCGCAUCAUACCUCAUUUCUCACUGUUCUUAUGGUGGCGGUCUCCUCACUCACUCACUUUGGUACAAAGCUCUCACUUGUGAAUACGUUUCAACACUUAUAUAUCUAUUUAUUUCUGAGUAUAAUUACUACAAAGACCUGGGCACUUGUCCAAUCUGUCUGCCCAGAUACAUAAAUAAUAAAAAAAAAAAUUGAUACAUUAAUGCAUAACACAUAGAUGUAGGUGUUGUGAAUUAGUUUUUGAUACUGUUGUUUUGUACAAGAGAUUAUACAGUAGCAGAGUAAUGUAUUCUUGCAUGAGCAAUCAUCUCUUACCAGAUAUUGCUGACACUUGUCCAGGACGUGUGUGUGUUCGGUGCGGGGCGAGUGACGGCCGCUCCCUUGCCCGUGUCUGUCACUUAGAUAAUGGUAGACUUUGGAAUUACCAAGCAGAAGCAUAAAUUUCUAGUGCCUCAUCUAGGAUAACCCAGCAUGUACAAAACACACCCUUGUGGCACGCAGCAGGAGGCAAGAGGGAGCCAGCCCACCUUCUUCAUUGGACACUUCCCAAAUUGCUGUCCCUGUGCAAUAUUAAUAUUAUUUCCAUUGGAGAGACUGAAAUUAGGUUUGUUUGUAGCCCAUUCAGGAUAUAUCAGUUGUGCCGAAUGCCUUUGUGUGGCGUGGCGCGGCCAUCACUGCGACGCUGCCGCCGCUGCGGCCGCCACCUGUUGUCAAGAAAACAUUAUUAAAACACCAAGGUCUGUUUUCCAAUCAUCGUGUUGUUGUGAAAGAAAACACGAAAAUAUCAGAAACUACUAAAUAUUGUAGCAAUGAGAAGCAAUGCUCUUAAUUCUCUUUGAUUUCAUUUCUUUCUAUCUUAUUAUCUUCCUUUUUUCCUUUUUUUAAUUUUUCGUCUAGAUUUUAAUACAGCAGUUUAGUUUAAGUUUAAAAUUAAGAUUUGGAACAUUCCAAUUCUAGGGAUUCAAGGGCAUUCUUCACCAGGGUCAAUCGUCCUUCCUGGGGUUCUUCUUGGCAUAAUCCCCAACGUCAUGCAUCAUCAAAGUCACCCCAACGGUUGCUGCUGCACAUUCCGCAUCGCUAACUAUAAUAUUUGCAGCUGAAGUGUUGUAGUACGUACUCCUUAUCUCCUCCUGUUGUACUUUUGCGUUUCCUCGUCUCCUAAAAAACUCUGUACAGACAUUUUUUUUUUCUAGAUAUGUAAGUUUCUAGCUGGCUUUUUUCCUCUUAUUGCUACUCAUUGCAAGGUUUUAUUACUAUUUUUCUCUCUUUUUAGCUAUGACUAGGUUUAAUUAUUUUCUGUAUUAUACUUGAGGAAAGAUGAAUGUGUAGGGUGUGUAUUUUUCCUCCUCCUCCUCCUCCUCCUCCUCCUCCUCCUCCUCCUCCUCCUCCUCCUCCUCCUCCUCCUCCUCCUCCUUGUCUCUGCCACUGCUGCCGCCACAGCAGCAGCAGCAGCAGCAGCAGCAGCUAUCUGGAACCCUGCAACUUUUGUAUAUUUUUAAGUGACGUGUUUCCUUCCUCGCCUACUUAAUGAAUGAUGUGCACAUGUCUUGUUUAUUACCUAUUGUUACUACUCUUAUUAUUAUAAUUGACAAUUUUAUCACUUUUAAAUCGGAAUACAGCAUGCUCGUCUCUUUUUAAAAUAAACUUUAAAAAUAUUACCUAUUAUACCAUACCAGUGAAAAUUCGAAGGUGAUUUUAGCCUGUAACAAAAAAAUGAUAAUAUUUUUGUACCAAUUGAUAAUCUAUUACAUUUAAAUCUAUUGUAAGAACAGAAAUUCUAUUAGAUGAGUAAAUUUUAACCCACAGACUGACUUAGAUGUGUCAGGAGUUGGUGUACAGAUGUUGAAAUGUCAGAGAGAUUUAUUUUUGGAAACCCUAUUUUGAGCACAAGAGAGAUAUGUUAGGAUGUAUUUAAGUCAGUCUGUGCCUCUCCGAUCCCUGGAGGAGGACCGGGGAGUGUGAGCGUUGAGCCGCGGUGACGAGGAUCCCACAUCAGGGCUGACUCAGUGUUGUGAAUAAUACAUGAAUGCUAUCAGUGUCCAUUCAUCGCUCAUACUUCGUGGCCUCUGCUCUUUUCUCCACCAUCAGUGUGAUAUCGACUCACAUCUCUUAACUGUAUGAAAGAAAAGCGUUCAAUGCCCUCUUUUGUUGGACUUUCGGCCCGUCAGAUCCCUGCGUUCACUGACUUUUGGCGGCAUUGACUCACUCUAACCUCUGUACCAGAAGAAGCAGCAGCAGCAGCAGCAGCAGAAGCAAAACCAGAAGAGAAAUUGUACAUACUUUCCUUUGUGUCCUGUAAAGAGAUAAACAAGUGUUCUUUGUAUAAAAAAUCUGUACCUUAAGAUGAUUGAUAUAUGUAUUAUCUCCUCGUGGUGAUACUCCAAGUGCCGAGCCGUCUGUCUGUCGGUCCGAGCUGCUUUGGUCAACUUUUCUUCACACCAGUGCCUAUUGACAUUAUUUUCCCAUUAGAGUGGAGAAUCACCACUUGAAGAUUGAGUUUUAUAUGCGACAGCCCAAGCACGGAGUAGCCGGGAAUGUAGGUCAUCUUAUUAGAUUCUAUAAUUAAUGCUAAUAACUGAGAUGGGAUUAAUAAAGUGUUUUAUUUAGA
This is a messenger RNA of Portunus trituberculatus (swimming crab), 5578 nucleotides long. RefSeq names its product nuclear hormone receptor FTZ-F1-like. Lineage: Eukaryota; Metazoa; Arthropoda; Malacostraca; Decapoda; Portunidae. The coding region runs from base 367 to 2082 and encodes 571 amino acids. Gene Ontology annotation, cellular component: RNA polymerase II transcription regulator complex. The record is from RefSeq and is a predicted model, not a curated record. Gene Ontology annotation, biological process: regulation of transcription by RNA polymerase II; tissue development; hormone-mediated signaling pathway. Gene Ontology annotation, molecular function: zinc ion binding; RNA polymerase II cis-regulatory region sequence-specific DNA binding; nuclear receptor activity. The transcript is spliced from 7 exons.